AUGGCAUCCUGGCAACGUGGACUUCUGGCGUGGGUUGCCGUUAGUGGCAUAUGGCGAAGUUUCCUUCUGGGCGGUCCGGAAGCUGCCUAUGACAGGGCGACAUGUAGCCGACGUCACCUUACGCCCCACGUCGGUAUCGGUUGUGAUCCUGUCCGCGUCAUAGUGCUUGGUUUGCCCUGUCAGUCCGUUUUCAGGAGAUUGGGGAAGGAUGUUCAGGAUUCAAUGGCUUUUUGGGUCAGGAACGCUUGCACCUUGGUGGUCGAGAGGUCUCAGUCAGCGGAGGAAGUACGGAGAAAAACUGCUGCUCAGAUUUCAGAGUCGGGGCAGCAGCGGGCCGAGCAGAAUCGCCGCUUCGGGACAUGGUACGGUACCUUCAAGCAAGGUGAGGAAGGUGCUGAUGCACACAUCUUCAUUCCAAUUUGCAACGUAACGCCUGCAACUACAUUGGCAUUAUCGGCAGCUCUGCCCACCUCAAUCACCUUUUGGCUAGGUGAUACGAUCCCCUUCUUGGCGUGGCGUCAACCGAAAUGGCACACCCAAGAUAUCUCCCUACCAUCACGGGACAGUGGCAUCCUUCCAUCGAGAAAACAGCAGAAUCCGUUCUACCUCGCCUCCAGAGAAAGCCAACAGAGUCUCCAUCCCGGGUUAGGCAUGCUCUACGGCACCACCGUUUCGGACCGUUUACUCGUAUCAACGCCCUAUCGCAACCAGUGCCGCCCGAUCAUUAGCUGCACCAACGGCGUUGGUAAUGACAAUGCUGUCCCGGAGGAGCCAGACGAAUAUCGAAACAAGGACGUCGUCAGUUAG
Molecule: messenger RNA, 807 nt
Organism: Colletotrichum lupini
Lineage: Eukaryota; Fungi; Ascomycota; Sordariomycetes; Glomerellales; Glomerellaceae
Exons: 6
Coding region: 1-807 (268 amino acids)
Source: RefSeq, a predicted model, not a curated record